AUGUCUGAAGCAGAAGCAGCUAAUCAAUCUAACACGCAAUCACAGGAGCAACUACAAACCAAUCUAGAAAAUACAAAUUCACCCGUUGUAAACAGUACUUCCCUGAUGAAAUCUGAACGUUCAUAUCCUUUUGUCAUAUCAACUACAAACAACAACAACACAAACAAUCCAUCAGAGUUUAUCUGUAAAUGGCAAGACUGUGAUACAACCAUGUUUCCCAAUUUAACAGGUUUAGUAAAUCACUUAAACACCAAACACUUAACCCAACCAACCCAAGUCCCAACCACAAAUGUUCCAAUCAGAUAUACUUGUCAAUGGAAGGAUUGUCCCCGAUUUGGUAUCGACCAACCAUCUCGAUUUGCAUUAAUAUCCCAUUGUAGAACACAUACCGGAGAAAAGCCAUAUUUCUGUAUAAUUCCAGAAUGUGAAAAACAUUUCACUAGAUCAGAUGCAUUGACUAAACAUGUAAAAGGAGUACAUGAUUUACAUUCAAUCAAAGAUCAAUUGAAUGCAUUGAAGGAGAAGGUUAAAAACGGAUAUUUGAAUAUAGAUAUAGAUGUUGAGGAUAAGAAUGAAGAAGAUUAUUUAAAGAUUAUUGAACGGGAUUAUGAACAACGAAUUCCAUAUUGGUUUUCGAAUUCAUUUUUGGAGGUUUUGAAGAUGGAUGGGAUAGAUUCUGAACUGGUUACAUUGUCUUCGUUUGAGAGUUUACCUUUGGAUUUCAAACAAUAUAAAAUGGCUAACUCUAGAUAUAAGCAUUAUUUGAAUAUGCGAGAGAAUAAUGGGGGAUUGUUGUUGGCUGAUCAUGAUGAUAAUAAUAAUGUUGAUAAUGUCAUCAAGAGACAACAACAAUUUGAUCACCCUAAGCGAGAAACUCCAAUAAAUAGUAAUCCAAUCCAUGAAUAUUUAUCAGCCACUGCUAAUCAAGUAUCACAAUAUUAUAAACCUACUGAAAAUAGUGAUGAAAUUGAUCAAGUGCAAGAUUUGGAUACGUUGAAAGAUAUGCAUACGAAAUUAUUGAAUAAAUUAAACACGGCAACUAAAAUUAAUAAAGUAGUGUCUAAACAACUAUCCAAUGCUGUUCUGGAAAAGAGAAAGAUAUGGUUAUAUAAUCAAAUAUUACUUGAUGGAAAUAUUGAAGUGGGAUUACCUCCGGAAAAAACCAAUGUUCCUCAAAGAGUAGUCCGAGAUGAGAUUGAUGAAGAGUUGUUUUAUGGUCUAUAG
This is a messenger RNA of Hemisphaericaspora subhashii, 1224 nucleotides long. RefSeq lists its product as uncharacterized. The record is from RefSeq and is a predicted model, not a curated record. Lineage: Eukaryota; Fungi; Ascomycota; Pichiomycetes; Serinales; Debaryomycetaceae. The coding region runs from base 1 to 1224 and encodes 407 amino acids. The transcript has a single exon. Gene Ontology annotation, biological process: regulation of transcription by RNA polymerase II. Gene Ontology annotation, cellular component: nucleus. Gene Ontology annotation, molecular function: RNA polymerase II cis-regulatory region sequence-specific DNA binding; DNA-binding transcription factor activity, RNA polymerase II-specific.